GACAUCCUUAAGAGAACAACAAGAGACACGAAGAAAAUGUUACUGUGUGUUAUAUUCAUCACUGCAGAAGCUGAACAAAGUGAACGAAAAGUAAAGUGAAGGGAUGGUUUUGUAUAGAAGGGAAAUAUGCAACUAUAGGCCAUUAGGAAGAUGCAUCCAGUAAAUGUAAUGAAGAUUAAUGUUAUCUUUAACCCAACUAAGUAUUUUUUAUAUGGAAGUACUUUCGCAGAAAUAUACCUCAGAAAUUUUCCUUGCUAAAAUUGUGUUCUGUAGUCCAUACUCUGCUGGUUUUUUUUUUUUUGUAUUUUUUCUGAAAGUCAUGCAGCCAAACAGAUCUUUGCUGGCAUAUUGAAGACUCACGGAGAGAAGCGAGGAGCAGGAAGGAUAAGAUGGGAAAAAUUAUGAGAUGAGGAACUGCAGACUGAUGGAAGAGCUGACCUGCUUUUGGGUUGGAUAUUAGGAAAAACUUAUUAUCCAAAAGAGUGGUGAUGCAUUGGCACAGGCUGCCCAGGGAGGUGGUAGAGUCACCGUCCCUGGAGGUGUUGAAGAACUGUGGAGAUGUGGCAAGGAAUGAGGAGUGCCUGGCUACUUUUCCAGUCAAUAUCUACUGCUCUACACAGCAUCCAGGAGAAUUUGCAGGUGAGAAUCCACGUAUCCUGAAAUAAAGCAGGAAAAAAAUGCUGAGAAAGGAAUCUCGCCUUUGAGAAAAGAAAGACAGAAACAUUCCCUCUCCCUACUUUUCGGAGUUCCCCUACAAACAUCUUCUUUUGCCAGUUAUUUUUUGCUCUGCAAAUCAUCGUUUUGUUCGGUCUUGCAGAACUGGCAGAUUUCAGACUGUCUGGUUCUGUUCCACCAGCCCCAGGAGGAAUGGAUUUGUGAGCCUAUCUAAGACCAACUCAGCUGCCAGCAAAAGCAGGUGCUCUCCCUUUACCAGUGCUCCAGAGGAAAUAUUUAGGAAUGGAAAACCUGAUGUUUGUCUACUGCUCCUGCAAAGUUAUCUGGACGCUGCUUGUAACAAUUCUAGGCUAUGCCAGCAGCUUGCCUCUGGGUGAUGACUCUAUUUGCACAGCAGAGGAACUUGCAAAGUACAGUAUAAUCUUCACAGGGAAAUGGAGUCAGACUGCCUUCCCCAAACAGUAUCCGCUUUAUAGGCCCCCAGCACAGUGGUCAUCAAUGCUAGGUGUUACUCAUAGUUCUGACUACAGCAUGUGGAAAAAAAAUGAAUAUGCCAGCAAUGGUGUACGUGAUUUUGCUGAAAAGGGUGAGGCAUGGGUAUUAAUGAAAGAAAUAGAAGAAGCUGGAGAGAAAAUUCAGAGUGUGCAUGGAAUCUUCUCUGCUCCUGCCAUUUCCAGUGGCACAGGACAAACCUCCACUGAAUUACAAGUGCAUUCAAGACAUCCAUUAGUUUCAUUUGUUGUACGAAUUGUGCCAAGUCCUGACUGGUUUGUGGGUAUUGACAGCCUAAACCUCUGUGAAGGGGACCACUGGAUGGAAGAAAUAUCAGUAGAUCUAUAUCCAUAUGAUGCUGGAACCGACAGUGGCUUCACAUUUUCCUCCCCAAACUUUGCCACUAUUCCACAAGACACAGUUACAGAGAUCACUUGUUCCUCUCCAAGCCACCCAGCAAACUCAUUUUAUUAUCCCAAACUCAAAAUUUUGCCACCUAUUGCUCAAGUAACGAUGGUGAAAUUGAAGAAAAACCAGCUGGGUUUUCCUAUACCUCAUCUUAACCAGCCAGCUAAAAGCAAUGAAAUACUUGACACAUUCUCAGAAACACCACUGGACUGUGAAGUUUCACAAUGGUCUUCCUGGGGUCUCUGCAGAGGUCCUUGCAGAAAAAUGGGGACCAAGAUCAGAACUCGUUUUGUAGUUCUUCACCCUGCUAAUGACGGAACGCCUUGUCCAAGUCUGGAAGAAGAAACAGAAUGUGAACCAGAUAAUUGUGUCUGAAAUAAAGAAAAGAUAAUAAUUUAGAUAAUUUAAAAGUAAGAUAAGUGUAACUAAAUCUAAACUACAUGUCAUUCAGUGUUCCUUAUAAUUCAGGUAUGCCACACUAUUUUGCUGAAAAAAUAUAUUAGACUGGUUUUGAAAGUUGCUGUUUAGUAUCAAGACUUUGGGGUGUUGCAUUCUUAAGGUUUAGUAUGACAACAGUACUCCGUAAUUUACAGAUUAGAAAACCCAAAUAAAUCUCUGUUAUACACUCUAAGUUCUUGGAGUACCCUCUAGUGGCAGAAAAGAAGACAUUUGGAAAGAUUUUGCUUCACAAGUGAAAACCAUUCAACCAAAAAAUCUUAACUAAUAACAUUCUUAAAUAUUGUAAUUUGUUGAUUUGCAACUAUUUAUACCUAGACAUUAAUUUUUUUCUCUAAAUUAUGUAUAUUAUAAUUUAUUGGCUAUUUUGUUGUCUUUCUAAACAUGUUUUACUCGCCUUUCGUCAGAAACUCCUUCUAUAAAUCAGAGUGACCAGAUGUUUGCAGCAUGCUUAAGACAAUAACAUGACUGAGUAAACUUGCCUUGAAACUUAUGAAUACACAAAAAUGUGUUUUUUUCCCCCUCGAAAGUGAGAAGAAUAUCUACCACGAGGAUACCCAGCUAACAAAAUUACUAGAAACAAAACAGAAGUUUGGAUUGUAGUAGAAAAACUCUGAACUUAACUUUAAAAGGUUAACUGAGAUCUGAGACCUGACUGAUGGUUGGUGGGUGCCCCUAAUGAGGCAACUGUCUGAAAAAUAGUUGCUAAGACAUUAACGCUGUUGGCUGUAACAUAAAUUAUAUCAUUCUCUCUGUGUACGCAGUAAAUGUGUUUCUUUAAA
Gallus gallus (chicken) is the source of this 2813-nucleotide messenger RNA. RefSeq names its product spondin 2 (gene SPON2). Bases 958 to 1950 code for a protein of 330 amino acids. Gene Ontology annotation, cellular component: extracellular matrix. The transcript is spliced from 11 exons. Lineage: Eukaryota; Metazoa; Chordata; Aves; Galliformes; Phasianidae. The record is from RefSeq and is a predicted model, not a curated record. Gene Ontology annotation, biological process: cell adhesion.